CAUAUACUCACACUCAUUAUGACCUCUCUUCGCAGACCCUCAGCCGCCGUCAGAGCACCUCCCCCUCCUCAAGGGAGUAGGCCUCCAGCUGACAAUGACCGUCGCAGAGAUGCUCGCAAGUCCAAAGUGGGCGAUGCUAUAAAAAAGCGUCUAUCCAUGCGCUAUGUCCCGGGUGAUCAGCUCUUUACACCUCCCCCGCCACUUCCAGGUCAGGGCGGUGACUUCCUCUCCACUGACCCCUAUCAGCGUCACGUCCUUCAGGUCGAUCGCCCAUCGCCCGGUUUGGGUGACGGAGAUGAUCUCGAAGAAACUGGUGAAUCCAAGUUUGGGUUGUUUGGAUCGGCAGACUUUGCUCAGAGGGGAUUUGGAAGUGGUCCGACCACUGUGCAAGAUGAACAAAUUCGCCGACGCGGAGCCACAGAUCAAGGAAUGCUGGAAGAGUGGAACUUGGAUGAACUUGAGAAAGAGGGUAUGGAUCUGAAUGGCUUUCUCCGGCGCACCCUGGCAGGGGCGGAUGAUGAUGAGAAGAAGAGGUUCGUGGCUGCUCUCAUGAAGAAGAAGGAAGGCAGCGCGAAAGAACUGCAGAGGAAUGUUUUCAAAAAUUAUGCCGAGUUUGUUACCAUCUCAAAAGAGAUCUCGACACUGGAGAAUGACAUGCUCGAGUUGAAAGAAUUACUGGCACAAUGGAAAGAUCUGCCUCAGUUGAUGGGAAUGGAAUCGACAUUAGCGCCUACUCUGGACAAGAACGGAAAUCUGGAGAGGCGUCGAACACAACGCAAUUCGGUCGCCGAUCUUCAACAAUUAUACAAGUCACAAAUUACUAAUCUGUGGUCAACCGUCGAAGGGUCGCAGAAAUAUCUUCCCAUUGUACCCGGUAGACAUCUUGUCUUUGAGACACACAAUUUUGUCGAGCUCAACGCGGCGACGUACAAAGCUAAACAGAGUGUCAGCCUGUUUCUUCUGAGCGAUCUGUUAUUGAUCGCUGGAAGACGGCGACUGAAAGCUGCUGCGACGAUGGGGAUAGAUGACAAGGAGAGAGACAGAGGUAGAAUGGUGGCCGAAAGAUGUUGGGUGCUGGCGGAUCUGGUGGUAGUCGAUGUCAAGGACAGCGGUGAUCUGACGAAUGCUCUCAAAAUCAAGCGCAGCAAAGAAGUCUGCAUUUAUCGUACAUCUCGCCCUGAAGACAAGAAAGCCCUCCUUGCCGCCUUCCGUCAAGUCUCCCAAGAGCUGAGCGAAAAAAAGCGCAAAGACAAUGAGAAGGAGCAAGAGCGACGCAAGUCAAUCUGGCUUGGGGACUCUGCGGCAGGAGCUAACACCUCUUCCGGCUCACUCGCUACCCUUCUCUCUCCCACGCGCCCUCUGUCGACCAUAGGGCUCUCGAUGGCAGACUCCAAAGAUCUUAACUGGGUGGACGAGUAUGGGGAUGAUUUGACCAUGGCUAUCGCCACUCGCGAUUGGCCUGAAGCCCUCAAAUUGGUUGAUAAGGGCAACGAUCUCCUCCGGACGUUCGCUGGUAACGCAGCGGCGGUUCAACUUCUCAAAUCCCGGAUCGACCAGCUCAAACCGAAUUUGAUCACCCAAAUAGUUCAUGACCUCUCGGAUCCAGAGAUCAGAAAGGCCGCUACGGUCAAACUGGUGUCGUAUCUCACCAAGCUUGACAGAAAUGAUCUGGCCCGGGACACGUUUUUGAAAGCUAGGAGGGAUGUCAUGCUCAAACGGGUGAGAGGGAUCAAAUGCGAGGGGGACAUCAGUGUGUAUAUCAGCGAGUUGGCGGUCGUUUGCUUUACUAUCGUGAGACACACGAGUGAAUGGUAUCGUGCAGCGUUUGAGGAUAACAGAAUGGCUUCUGGGUUUGUCACUUGGGCCAAAGCGCAGAUCGAGACGUUUGCCGACAUGUUUCGUCGUCAAGUCUACGCUCCGACCAUUGACGGUAAUGUAGCGGAAGAGUGUCUCAAGGUAACCGCGUCCCAUAAUCGGAAGCUGUUACGCGACGUCGGUCUCGACUUCACCUUCCUUCUCUCCACCCUUCUUCAACCAAACCCCGCAGAUACGAACCCCGAAAUACCCUCCUUCAACCUGCCUGACUUUUCCGACUUUGUGGAUACUCCUACGGUAGGGUAUCAAGUCCAGCCUUCACCUUUCAUCAGCACGUUCGACACAUCAAUCCUUCGAUUUCACCAGACUCAGGGACGAGACACCGAGCCUUUAGUUGGAAAUACAGCUCCACUCAGUAUACGUAGUCCGAGGAAAGUCAGGGAAGGACUUUUGACAGCCGAUGAACGUCCUAGCAGUCCCACGCCGCCUCCAAGGAGCGCAAGGAGGAGUCCAUUGCCCCAGGGUGGACGAGAUGAAUUAAGAUGAGUCAACAAGUCUCCAUACAUAUGAGUAUAGCAUCAAAAUGACAUGUGAUGAAUGCAUCAUGUUUCUGGAAUUG
Messenger RNA from Tremella mesenterica DSM 1558, 2434 nucleotides. RefSeq lists its product as uncharacterized. NCBI's taxonomy places the organism in Eukaryota, Fungi, Basidiomycota, Tremellomycetes, Tremellales, Tremellaceae. Bases 19 to 2361 code for a protein of 780 amino acids. The transcript has 7 exons. Gene Ontology annotation, biological process: Golgi to plasma membrane transport; intracellular protein localization; exocytosis. Gene Ontology annotation, cellular component: exocyst. The record is from RefSeq and is a predicted model, not a curated record.